AUGUUUGAAGAAGCCAUUGUGACGUUUUCGUCACCCAAAGACGCCGCGGCCUUUGACUUGGCCGGCUCAACCAUCCUGGUAGACGAGUCGGAUCCGAUAGGCAUCCGCAUCGCAGCGCAGAACCUCGCGCAGGACUUUGGUCGAGUCACACAGUCUGAACAGAGCAUCGUCCAGAUCGUCCAGGGCACCCAGAUUGAUGUCGCCUUGGGAUCUGCCGCUGCCAUCAUCAUCGGAUCAAUCGGAACCAGCUCUAUACUCCAGCGGCUGGAACAGGAUGGAAAGCUCAGUUUUGACGAGAUCCGAGGGAAAUGGGAGUCCUUUACCACCCAUGUAAUCGGCCAACCCUUGCCGGGCGUGCAGAGAGCCCUCGUUGUUGCCGGGAGCGACAAGCGAGGGGCGAUCUUCGGCGUCUAUACCCUCUCUGAACAAAUCGGAGUCUCUCCGUGGUAUUACUGGGCCGAUGUCCCUCCCAAGCAUCAUGCAGCUAUCUACGCACUACCAGAGCCGACAUACCAUGGUGAACCAAGCAUUCGCUUCCGCGGCAUCUUCAUCAACGAUGAAGCUCCCGCCCUGACUGGCUGGGUCAGAGCCAAUUUCGGGAGCUACAACUCUGAAUUCUACAAGAAGGUCUUUGAACUACUUCUGAGACUCAAGGCCAACUUCCUCUGGCCGGCAAUGUGGCCAGGCUACCCCAACCCGGGCGCCUCAUUCUUUACAGAUGACCCCCUUAACCCCAAGCUCGCCGAAGACUAUGGAAUCGCCGUCUCAACGUCCCAUCACGAGCCUAUGCAGAGAAUGUCCAAUGAGUGGUUCGCAGACAACCCGGACGGCAGCUGGAACUGGCUCACCAACAAGGAGAAGAUCGCCGCCUUCUUUGAUGAGGGAGUCAAGAGGGCAGUGGGCCGCGAGUCGUACUUCACCCUUGGCAUGCGCGGCGAGUAUGACAGAAAGAUGAAGACGGAUGACCCGGCUGCUGUGGUAAGGGAUGUGAUCAAGACGCAGCGUGCUCUUAUUAAGCAAGUUCAUGGGAGAGAAGAUGCUGUACCACAGCUUUUGGCCUUGUACAAAGAAGUUCAGGAGCAGUAUGAGGAGGGAAAUCUUGAUGUACCCGAUAAUGUCACCCUUCUAUUCGCCGACGACAACUUUGGCAGUAUCAGGCGUCUUCCAUCCGGAGUGGAGAGGGAUAGAAAAGGGGGCGCAGGUAUAUACUACCAUUUCGAGUAUGUGGGAGUUCCACGAAGCUACAAGUGGAUCAACAGCAACUCUCUGGGGAAAACCUGGCAUCAGCUACAAGAAGCCCACAGACGCAAUGCAAAGCAAAUCUGGGUGUUCAACGUUGGUGACAUUAAGCCGAUGGAAGUACCGCUCACAUUCGCAAUGACGUUGGCCUGGGACAUCAACUCUAUCGGCGCCAGCGACUUUGCAAACUUCUACCAGAAAAUGGCAGAGACAAACUUCGGAAAAGAUCAGUCGGAAGAAAUCGCGUCAGUAUGGCAUGAAUACGAUAGACUCUCCGCACUAAGAAGACACGAACACAUUGAACCGACAACCUUUUCCUUGAUCCACUACAACGAGGCGGAAGAUGUCGUACACCGCUGGGAUUCGCUCCUUCAGUCAGCCGAGGCGAUCUACAAUCAGACCCCAGAGAAUCAGAAGGCAGCUAUCUUCGAAACCGUUCUGCACCCAGUCAAAGCAUCAACAAUCUUCACCAAACUCCAAGUGACCCUAGGCCGGAACAGACUCUACGCCCGCCAGCGCCGCAACGUCGCCAACAAACUCGCCCGCGACGUUCUCGACCUCUUUGAUGCAGAUUACGCCCUCUCAGAAGAGUUCCACGCUCUGUUGGACGGCAAGUGGGACCAAAUCAUGAGCCAGACGCACUACGGCUAUGAGGAGACGUGGCACGCGCCGUACCGCGACAUGAUCAGCGGCUUGUGCUACGUCCAGCGUCGGCAGCGCUCGAAUCCAAUCAUGGGACAGAUGGGGGUCGCUGUUGAAGGCCACGAAGGCGUGCGGCCGGGCAGGACAAAUGAGGAGUCUGAUCGGACGCAUCCUAGUCGGCGGGACUUGGUUCCUGGAGUGACGUUGGGACUUAUGAGCCGGUAUGGGCCGGUGAAGAGGUGGUUUGAUAUUUACAGCCGAGGACCUCAGGUAACGCAUUGGAAGGCUGCUGUUCCGUAUGACUGGAUCAAGCUCUCGACUUCGUCCGGCACGCUUGAUCCUGAUGGAGAGGAUGUGAGGAUUGAGGUCACGAUUGAUUGGGAUCAGGUACCAGAUGACUUUGACGAAGAGGUGUUGAUCGAUAUUCGAUCCGAUGAAGGCGACUUUGAGCAGAUACACCUGCCCAUCACUGGCAGACGCAUCCUCGGAUCAUUCAAGGAAGGGUUUGUCGAGGGUGACGGGUACAUCUCCAUCCCAGCGGCGCAUCAAUCACUCCAAGGUCUCAGAGCACUGCCGGAGUGCGGCAGAACCCCAGAGGGAGCGAUCGUCCUUGCCCCAGGCGCGGAGAGCGCUGAGGCCACGUCCAAGUUUUACGUCUUCUCGCAGACAGCGAGCCCGUCCCUGUUGUUAUACUUCAACAUGACGCUCGACCUAGAUCCGGUAGACCCGAUGUCUUACGACUUGCAGGUUGAUGGCGGACCCGUACAGACUCAUCGACUGUCGUCGAAGACCAAUGAUCUCCCUGACGGUUGGUAUCAUGCCGUGCAGGACUGUGCUUGGUUACGGAAGCAUGAUCUAGGCGAUAAUGAGCUUGGCGUUGGGGAGCACAGCGUAACGAUCUGUUUCAAGCACUCGAACUUGAUUUUCGAAAAGCUCGUUGUUGAUCUUGGCGGAGUGCGAGAGAGUUACCUUGGACCGCCCAUAAGUGUCUUCAUUUCCUGA
Messenger RNA from Colletotrichum costaricense, 2883 nucleotides. RefSeq lists its product as uncharacterized. Bases 1 to 2883 code for a protein of 960 amino acids. NCBI's taxonomy places the organism in Eukaryota, Fungi, Ascomycota, Sordariomycetes, Glomerellales, Glomerellaceae. The transcript is spliced from 6 exons. The record is from RefSeq and is a predicted model, not a curated record.